GAGGAGAAACUUAGCUAUCAGUGUGGCAGGGUCAUGAAGAGGAGGCGGUGGCGGGAGAGCGGAGGAGGCGGAGGGGGCGCGAAAUUGCGGUAGCCAGCGCUGGGCUGGUGAUUGUGGCCGUGUGGGAGGCCGAGGGUCCGAGCCCUCGGGCAGCGGCCGGGGCUCUGGGCUGAGCACGGCUGUGGAGCCGCCGCUCCCGGCCCCCUGGCUCCGCCAUGUUCCGCAGGGCACGCCUUAGCGUGAAGCCGAAUGUCAGGCCUGGUGGAGGCUCCAGGGGCUCCGCCGCUCCUAAUCCCCAACGUGUACAGGAGGCUCCCAGGCCUCCCGAGCCUGCCACCGAGUCCGCUCCGAAGCCAGCGGAGCCCACAGAUGUGCCUGCGCCUGCGGUGGCUUCCGGAGGAGCGGAGCCCCAGGAAAAGGCUCCCAGGAGCAGUGAUGCAAAGACUGGUGAUGAAAAUAAUGUUGAAGAGUCCAGCAAACCAUCCUCUACUGUUUCUCAGAGAAGAAAGCGAGUGCCAAGCACUUCUAGUCUUGCGAAGCCUACUGUCAGUGUUCCUUCACAGUGUCAACCCUUGUCUGCAGUUAACCACGAUGCUCUGCAGCCCAGCCCUGCUCCAGCUAAAGACAAGCCCCCGUGUUCAGAUAGAUACCGAAUAUACAAGGCCAGGAAACUGAGAGAGAUGCUGAAAGAAGAGUUGAGAAAAGAGAAGAAACAGUGGAAAAACAAAUUUGCUACAAAUGAAAGCCAGAGGCCACCAGAUCGUUCAAAAAUGACCAUGAGAGACUUCAUAUAUUACCUGCCAGAUAACAAUCCAAUGACUUCUUCAGUGGAACAAGAAAAGAAAACCGAAAAAUCCUUGGCUCCUACCCCGGCAAGAGAUAGGCAAGACAAUCAGAGCACUCAAGAUGCUGAUGAUAAUGGAGACGUGGAAGAGAGGGCGGAUGAUGGGCCACUGCUGGUUCCUCGAGUAAAAGUGGCAGAAGAUGGUUCUAUUAUUUUAGAUGAAGAAAGUUUAACUGUAGAAGUUUUGAGAACAAAAGGUCCCUGUGUUGUUGAGGAAAAUGAUCCUAUAUUUGAGCGUGGCUCAACAACCACAUAUUCCAGCUUCAGGAAAAACUAUUAUUCAAAACCAUGGUCAAAUGAAGAAACAGAUAUGUUCUUUUUGGCCAUCAGUAUGGUAGGAACUGACUUUUCUAUGAUUGGACAACUUUUUCCUCACAGAGCAAGGAUAGAAAUUAAGAAUAAAUUUAAACGUGAAGAAAAAACAAAUGGAUGGAGAAUAGACAAAGCCUUUCAGGAAAAACGCCCCUUUGACUUGGAUUUUUUUGCUCAUUUGCUUCAGAAAGUUCUUGCUGAAGAAGAAAAAAGAAAAAAAUCUACUAAAUGUCAGAGUUCAAAGGAAAAGUCUUCCAAACCACGGAAAAACGUGCAAGCAAAAAAGGUAACUAGUGAGGAAGUGAAUGAUGAUCCAGAUGAAUCUGUAAAUAGUAACAGUUCAGAUCCAGAAAGAUCUCAGAAGGAUACUCAGACAGUUGCUGAAGAGGAACCACCAACUUCGACAGGACAGGAUUUAGAACAAACCAUGUUAGAACAAGAUCAAAAUCAAGAGAAAAGGAGGAGGAGGAAGAAGCAAAAUGAAACUAAUAAGCAGGAAGCAACAAAUCUUGUAGGAAAUGUCCGCGUUCAGUCAAGCUCUCCUGAAGCAGAAGUACACAAGAAUACAAGUCCUGAGGAAAAUGAAGGCGAAUGCAAUGAGGAACAGACACCUUCUUUCCCACGGUGCAUAGACGACAUUGCAGAGUCAUUCUCACCCUCCAGUGAAACGGUGGAGCUGAGAACUGGCUCCAGCCCCUCCACAUGUAAUCAACAAGAUAUCAUGCCGCUAGCAAGUGAGUCCUCAGAGUCAAGUGCUGCAGAUUUGCCUUUGUCAGAAGUUGCGGGUGCUGCCUCCUGUGAAGUAAAUAAUGCUGGAACAGAAGAAAGAAGCGUUGACCUAGAGAAUAGACCACUAGAGACUGAACAAGCAGAAAAUGUUAAACCAAAAUCCAGAAGUCGACUGCAGAGACCUAAACCUAAUCUGUCCAGGGCAGUUGGGAAGAAGUCAGUUGUUUCUCAAGAUACACAAGAUGAAAGGAGCAAAAUCUCACCUUCAGAAACUUCAGCUGAAAAGAAUCAUGUGGAAAAAGAGAGAUUGAAUGUACCUGAAAAUUUUGGGACAGAGAAUACAGAAAGAGAGAACCUAGGUGCUGAAACUGUGUCCGAUUUGAGUGAAAAGUCUUGUGUACAGGAACCAAAGGUCUUAAGACCUGCGCGUCUAUUGAGGGGCCGAAUGCAAAGACCAAGGCCUACCAUACAGAAAGCUACAGGAAGAGAAGAGACUCCUACACCACAGGGAAAAAUUGGGGCCCAUGUAGAGAAGGAUGAAGAUGAAUCCUGUGUUGAUAGAGAGCAAAGUGAAUCCUGUGUUGUGAUUCCUGAACAAAUGGAAAAUGAGUCAUUUAAAAACCUCCUGUGUGAAGAUGUCACAUCACAGCCUGAAGAGAAGGAUGCUUCAGCAAAUGUGCACUCUGAUGAGCCCAGCAUUCUUAAUGAAUGUCCAAGUAUUCAAGAGGACAGUAAAGCAAAUAAACUGAAGCAAGCUCCAGUUCUAAGGAUGCGAUUUCAGAAACCAAAACCCAAUACAGGAAGAAAAAGAAUGACCUCCAAGGAAGGGGUGUCAGAACAGGUUCCUAUUUCUGGAGAAAUAACAACUUUGGAAGAAACUGCAAAACCAGACUCUUCGCCAAGGAAGAAGAUGCCAAUUGUGACUAUUACUGUUACUCCUGCCACUAACGAAUUGGAAUCUGAUUUAAAAGACACUGGAAAAAAUGACACAUCUUUUAACAUGAAGAUGUCAGAAAUGACAGAAGUCACUAUGGAAAUGGAGAUAGGUUUGGAAACAAUAGAGAGAGAGAUUUCCCCAGGGGAGACGGGAGCAGAAAUGAUUGACAUCCCUAUGGAAACAGAGAUAGGUUUGAAAGCAUCUUUAAAUGAGAUUUCUCCUAUGGAGAACAUGUCAGAGUUGAUUGAUACCACAGAGGAAAUUUAUACAAAUUUGGAAGAAACUGGAAGAAGAGAAACAUUUUCACAAGAAAAUGGCCCCAAGGAGGUUAGUCCAAUUAGUGAAAUGGAGACAGACUUGCAAGAAACUGGAAAAGAUUUACCCACAGGAGACAGGACAACAGAUAUGAUUGAUGGCACUGAAAAAGGGGAGGCAUAUUUAGAAGACACUGAAAGACGAGAAAUAUCUGUGCCAGUAGAGGAGACAGAGGAGCCCAAAACCAUGGGUGAAAUGGAAACACAUCUGGAAGAGUUCGGAGAAAAGGCAGUGGGAUCCCCAGCAGAGCAGCUGGCUAGUGAGCUGGAUGUGUGCAGUAGCACACACGAAGAAGAAGCGGGGGUAGAGUUGAGUGCUGUGGAAGAAAAGAAGCUUGACCUGAAGGGAACUGGAGAAAGAGACGUUUCCACGACGGUCAUGGUAUCAACAGAGAUGACUGCCACUGAGGAGAGUAGUGGAGAUCUGAAGGAAACAGGAGAGGCUUCCAUCUCUUGGGAGAGAGGACCUGGAGAGAUCCGUGUUGGGAAGCACAUGGUGGCAGACUUAGAAGAAACAGAAAAAGUAGAUAUUUCUCCAAGAGAGCAUGAACCAGAGGAACAUAGCUCAAGGCAGCUCGUGGCAGAUGUGAUUCAGAGCAGCAGUAAUGACAGCAGCCCCGGGGUUUCAGUGGAUAGAAAAAAUAUUAGCAAUAAAAUAUCAGUGAUGCCUACAUUUGAGGAACAAAACGAAAACUCUGACAUGGAAGUAUCAAGUCACUUAAGUCAUGUGAAGUCUUCCCAGAAUUCUGCAGACCUUGAAACAGUUGCAGCGAUACAGCCUGCAGAUGUCCUGGAGCAGUUUUCUGGUACUAGCCUAAGCAGAUCUCUUCCUCAAGAACCGAAGCCACUCGAAGUUAAACCAGCUCCUUUUCUGAGAAGUCGAUUCAAAAAACCAAAACCAAACUUGUCAAGAGCAGCCUUAAAGAGAGCAACCCCAGAAGCAGAGCAUCGUGUACCUGGGAAGAAGUCAGAAGCAGACACAGUGGAGACAGUUGCGUUACAGCAGGACAGUGAGCAGUCCGGUUCUCUCUCUUCUCAGCAUGAGGUGCCUUUUCUAAUGACAUCAAGAGAAAAUGAUAACCCGCGUCAGGAGGAGGUGGAUGCUGUGAUACUGCCGAGCAUGCAGACUGGGAAGGACUCUUCCAUACCCGAUUCAUGUGAACCCAAAGAGGAUUCUCAGUCAACACAAAAGCAGGAAAAUGGCUUAGUUGUUCCUGUUGGGACUCAGAAGAUGAACAUGGUCACACAGGAAACAAAGCAAAGUGUUGGCCAUGCUUUCCCAGUGAGAGGUCGACUUCAAAGACCAAGACCAAACGUACAAAAGGCCAGACAGAGGCAAAUAACAGAAAAAAGUGAAGCUGAAGGUGUAGCUAAGAAUGAAGGAUCAGAGCUGCAGAAAGAUGAAACGAAAAAAGUCCUGACAGUGGCUAACACUCACAUUGAAGGUGAAGUUGAAGCUAUGUCCCUUGGAGUUUCAGAGUACACAGUGAAUGAAAGUCACAGACACGUGGUUCCUGUAGAUGAACAAAAAAGGCAUGAAAAUGAACCUCAUGUUCCUAGUCCAGCACAGUUGUUAAGGAGACGAUUCCAAAAGGCUAAACCAAAUUUAGGAGGAGCACACCAUAGGAAAGAGCAACCAGUUGUCGAAAAAGGCACAACAGACCAGAGCACAGACCCAAAACCAGAAGACCAUGAGCCACAGAAAGGAGACUUGGACAUCCAGCUUCCUCUAAAAGAAAAGACAGAGAUUCUAACGCCUCUGGAGGUUUCAGCAGGAAAAGAUUGUAUCGUUCCUGAAGCAUCAGCAUCUCCCACUAAUGAUGCUCAGCUGACAGCUGUACCAUCAGGAGGUGCAAGGGACGAGAUUGUGGAGGACCAUCCUACAUCAUCUUUGGGGCUUGAAGAGCAGGGUCUCAGUAAACAAAUUAGCAGUCCACAACUAUUGAAAGAAUCAAAUUGCUCCAAAACUGCUGCGCAUCGAAGAACACCUCUCUCUUCUGCCUCUGAGUGUGAGACAGAUCACAGUGGGAAAAGAGCACAUAGAAAGAUGAAAUCAAAUGUGACCAAAGGGCGAGGACCCAAACGAAUCCGAGGUAAGACUGCUAAGAAGGAACCUAGAGCUUCCAAGUCCAUGUUGGUGACUCUUCGGGCUUCUCAGAAAGAGGAUGAAGAGGAUGCUGAGGAUUUUGAUUCUGACUUUGAGGAGGAAACCUAUCAUCUUGCCCCAGAAGAAUUAAACAAAGCACCAGUGUUUGUACCUGUUGGUCUCAGAUCCCCUGAACCAGUGUCUGCUCAGAUCGAAGAAACAAUGGAAGAGCUGGAGAUAACCAUGGAUGUUGCAGACAUAGGAUGUGUAACGGUUGUUGAGCAUCAGCUUUCAAACACGGAUCCAACAACUGAGGAUGUGCAACCAGAAGAAGAUUUGCAUUCCCCAGCAUUUGAAAUGGUCAUAGGUGAACAGACCCCAGAAGAACCAGGUUCCAGUGAUGGAAGUGCCGAAGCUGCCAUAACUUUGCUUACAAUGGGAGACAUAGUAUUGCAGUCGGAGAUCAUCACUGAACAGGGUGAUGUAGGAGUAUGUGUAUUUCCUGAUGUUCAUUCAAAGGAUAAAAGUCAUGUUCCUUUUAGCCCAGAUAAUGUAAAUCACAAAAUUGUUCAUGAAUAUCAGGAGGUUUCUUCACCUGUCAUUAGUAUGUCGCCUGCAUCGUUUGAGGAAAACAAGAUUGUAUCGAAGGAACAAAGUACUAGAGAAGAAGAAGCUGAUGUCAUGGGAGAAAUAAUGGAGAAUACUCUGUCAACCAGGAGCACAGCUCCUGCAGUGACCAAACAUGUGGGAAUGGAGAGUCAUUUUAUCACAGCGGAACCAAGUCCUGAGAAGAUCUUAGGGGUCUAUGGGCUUGAGGAUCAUCAGGAAGUUGCCAGUUUUUGUGUAACCAAAGGGACAGAAGUGGAAAUUCAAAGAGAGUCUGAGGAAAAUGACUCCAAAGCACUAGAAUCAGAAGAUAAAAGCCUUGAGCCAGCAGAAACGAAGGAGCAGAACCAAUUGCCAUGUGUCCAUGAUGUUGCAGUUACCAGUCUUUCUCAAGAAGUACUCCCGAGUGCAAGUUUCAGAAGUGAAGACCAAGAAGAGAACUUGGAAGAGGUUCAUAUGUUGGGUACUGCAGUUGCUUCAUCUGCGAUCGGGAUUCACACUCUUGAUUCAGGUCAGGGUCUUGGUGAGAGUCCUCCUGAAGAGCCCAUCACAGAAAACUCUAAAGGCAGCAGCAUGCUCAUGCUUCCUGUGCCAGAGAGUAUGCCAUCUAAUAUUCUAGAAGUCCAACAAGAAAAUAUGAUCAAUCCUCAAGACGUAACAGUGAAUCUAUUUGCUAAUCCAGAGCAAGAUGGAGAAGAUGAACAAGCAUUCAUUUUAACUUUGGUGGAAAUCCCAACUAAUACAACAGAAGGAUUUACUGAUGCCUCCAUGCAGUUAAUGCCAAGCUCUCUACUGCCAGCACCUAUAUUGGUCAAAUCUGGAAACACAGUAGAAAGAGGUGACCACAGUGAGAGUUUACAAACAACUUCAGUUGUUCAAGAUGCCAUAUGCUUGUCUCCUGGAAGUGGUGAUUCUGAAAAGCCUCCUCCUAAGGUGGAUCUUAUAUCUAGGAAGAGAAUUCACUGCAGUCCUGAUGAAAACAUUCUUGUACCUCCUGCCAAAAAGUCCUCAAUUUCUCCGGGAGUUGAUGGUCAAGAGUGUGCCUCUGAGGUAUGUUCAAAGGAAUUCAAUGUUUUUGAGAAAACAGAAGAGUCUUGCAUGGGACAAGGCGUUUUCCCUACUUCAGAGAACACACAUACAGCUCCUAAACCUCAAAAGGAAUACAGUGAACCAACUUCUCAGAAUGUAGAAUCGAGAUCUCCUGAUGAAAUAAAAGAUGCCUGUGUGGAAAAGACCAUGACUCAGUUGCCUCAGGAUGAGAUGGUGUCUGAUAAAGAAGAGAAGACUGGUCCUGUUUCUAGUUCAGAACAAAGGGAUAGCAUGACAUCAUCCUCAAAACCUCCUCUGACCAGACCUGGCAGAAGACCUUUGGGAUUUUUGUCUUUAAUAUGUCCAAAAAAUAGUUUGGACUCUGACGAAGCGACUCAAACCCAUAGUAAGAAGCGCCUAAAGCCUCAUAUACCUGCAUCACGACGAAAUUUGAAAAAACCUAAUCUACUUAAUACAAGCCAGAAAAAAAGUGAAGAAUCUUCUUCUGAUCCACUCCCAUCUCCAAGUAUUACUGAUCCUCAGUCUGAUGAUACUGGAAAGUCAGCAGCUCAGGUUUCUUCUGAACAGCCAUCGUUAAAAGAGAAAUGUAAAAGUGGGCCAAGACAGGCAUGUGAGGAGGAGGCCACCACAGUCUCGGAGUUCGUCUUCAGUGACAUCUUCAUUGAAGUGGAUGAAACAGAAUAAAGCCCUCUUCUGGGAUCUUCCUUUCUUCCUUUCUUUCUAUUUUUGUCAUAAGUGUGAAAUUUCCAGAGUCACUGAUGUCAGCAAAGCAGUGUUGAGAAAAGUACCACUGCCUGUUUUUAUUUAGGUCAAUUUUCGAAUAUUUAUUAAGCUUAGUUUAAAGCUUUUAUAAUCAGUGGAAACCAUUUCAUUCUGAAAUACCAAGCAAUUAAGACUGCUCUCUCUGACAGACAUUUUAACUUGUUUACAUUUGACUCCCCCUGUGCUGAGCACAGCUGGACUUGUGGAUACACGUCUGUAGAAAUCAUAGUGCUGACAUACUUGGAGCUUGACUGUAUUUAACAUUAGUGACCUUCUUCUGUACAGGUGGUUUUGUUUCUGUUGGUGUGUGUGUAUGUUUUUUUUUUGUUUUUUUUUUUUUCUUUUUGUUUUGGAGGGUGAUGAAGGUCUGUUUAUUUGCCUAUAAGUAUAUGAAAGCAAGUUGUGAAACUCCACUUUGGUAUGGUAAAGGUAAAACUUUUCUAUUAUUAGCUAUUUGACUGACAAAUGUGUAUUUUUCUAAUUCAUGGUGAUGUAACAUUAGUUCUAAUUGAAGAUCUAGUAUUUAAACUUGCUAUUUAUAAAGAUUGAACAUCAAAGAGAUUAUUUAUUUUUAAAUUUUUUUAUUUAAAAGCAUAUCCCGAUUUAAUUAUUUUCACUUAUCAGAUGUGGGCAAAGAAGGCAUUAACAAAUAAUUUGUCUCCUUUUCCUCUUUACUUUUAAAGCUAUUUUAAAAUGUCAUAAUUAAAAUGUUUAGGUGGUGUCUAUAUUUUCAAUACUUUUCUCAUACUUUAGUACAUUGAAUUUAUACUGUGAAUUUUUUUUUUUUGCUUUUCUUAUUUCUUCUAUUAUCUCAGGAUUUUUGUUGGAAGAAAAAAAAACUUAAUGUUAAGAGACAUGUUGUAUAAAACAAUCUUCUACAUACACACACACACCUUAAAAAAAAAGAAGAAAACAGUGAUAGAUUUUUCCCUACUAAAUUCUGCUCGCAGGAUGUGUAGGCUUUUAACCACAGAACAUGAUUCUUCUGCUAAAGCAGAAAAUACGACAGGAAAACUUUGCAAAGCCGUGAUCGUCAUCAUUAUGAACUUAGGUUGUUUUUUUUUUUUAAUUUUGAGACUUAGUGAUUUAUAUGUGUCUUAAUUCUCUUAACAGAUUUUCCUUGUUUCAAAUUAAUCUGAAAGACCAAAUUUAUUGAUUUUUAUUAGAAAAAUCUCAUAGCUCAGUACAUUAACUCAGUAGUUAGAAACUGUAGUGGCAGCUGUGUGGCCCUGCUGGUUCAGGAGGAGCAGGAACGUGCCUGGGCUAUUACUUAGGCGACAUGUCUUCGGCUAUAGCUCCGCGCUCCCCUCUCCUGCUAUAAACAGGGUUGUGUGUCCCAGACUAGCCCUGGACUCUGUAGAGGAUGGUGUUCUUCAGUGUGGUCCUCCAGUCUCCACUCCUAGAGCUGGGUUACAGGAGUGCAGCAUCAUGUGCAUCUUAAUGCCGUGCUGGAGUAGAGCCAAGGCUUCCCACAAGAGCUCUGCCAACGGAGCGUCCUGUCCUGGACCAAGUGCUUCUUAUCUGAAGGUGCUGAUGUCUCUGCUUAGGAGUUAUUUGUCAUAGGCGUUGUAAAAUGUGCCUACGAUUUAGAAAACUGUGUUGAGUGGAUUAUGAAAUGAUCAGUACUUCAAUUGGAAAAGUAUUUUCACAUCUAGCUAAGUUUCAUCUUUAUAUAUUGAUAAAAUGAUGACCACUUUUCAAGUUAAGUGAAAAAGAAAGUUUUCACUUUGGCUUUCUAGCCUAAGCGGGAAAGGCUAGUAGGGCUCAGUGAGUCUUAGAGUGAAGCUAGUCCAUUGAAACCUACCGUGAGCAUAUUUCUCAUUCUGUGUCUUAGGGUAAAAAUGUAUGAUUUUACAUCUUGAUUGUAAAGGAAGAUCUAUAAAUUAGAUGGAAAUUCUCAUGUGAUUAAUGUCACAAAAUCAUGGGUUAAUUCACAGUGCUAUUUCAAUGCCGUUUGUAAAUUUAAAAGUUUCUGUUUUGUAAAGGUUUUUUUUUUUCUUAAUGUUACUUGGGUUAGAUCACCGCGACUAAACUAUUAUUUAUCCCUGUAUAAUAUUUAUUUUUUUAACAUCUGUCUCUUGUUCGUCUGUAAAACUGAUUUUAUGUAAGAUGUAAUUUAUUGUAUAAAGAGUACAAGGGCGUUCGUUGUAUAGAGAAUCAAGUCAGUCACAAAUUGUCCAGCUGUUACAGCCUCAAAACAGAUGUUGGGAAGAGAAACACAAUCAGUGUACUUAGCUUUAAGGCGGAAAGAUCCCUGGUGGUGUAAACAUGCUUCCAGGAAUUUGUUAUAAAUCUGACUUUUUUCCUCCUGAACACUUAACAUCUAAGCAGGUGGCCAGUCAUGGUUUAAAAGUCUAAUUGCUGAUAAAUGAUUAAGGCAUAGAUAAAAAAAUGAACAUCCACUGUUUACCACCAUAUUAUUCUUAAUGCAGGUGACCAUGUAUACUGCCUUGCUUGAAGGAGUUUUUGAUAAAAGAAACAAUAUCUGUCAUUUGUAAAUUUUCUUGUUCUAAAGAAAGCAGUUAUGUUCUGUUGAUAAAAAUAAUGUAAAUAAAAAGUUAUUUUAUAUCAUUUUCGUUUUGUCCUUUUCAAAACAACAAAAGAUAUUUAUGCUCCAUUAACUAAUUUCAGUUUUCAGUUAUCAUCUAUACUUUAUAAAAAUAGUAUUGCCUGGUAUGGUGGUGUCUCAACUCUAUAAUCCCAUAACCCACUAGCAGGGGCAGGAACAGUGUGGUUUGACAAAGUGAACCCUUCGCUCUCAAAAAAU
Microtus ochrogaster (prairie vole) is the source of this 10407-nucleotide messenger RNA. RefSeq names its product BDP1 general transcription factor IIIB subunit (gene Bdp1). NCBI's taxonomy places the organism in Eukaryota, Metazoa, Chordata, Mammalia, Rodentia, Cricetidae. Gene Ontology annotation, cellular component: transcription factor TFIIIB complex. Gene Ontology annotation, biological process: RNA polymerase III preinitiation complex assembly. The record is from RefSeq and is a predicted model, not a curated record. Gene Ontology annotation, molecular function: TFIIIC-class transcription factor complex binding.